Messenger RNA from Haliotis rubra (blacklip abalone), 1079 nucleotides. RefSeq lists its product as uncharacterized. The coding region runs from base 150 to 1079 and encodes 309 amino acids. Lineage: Eukaryota; Metazoa; Mollusca; Gastropoda; Lepetellida; Haliotidae. Gene Ontology annotation, molecular function: nucleic acid binding. The transcript has 2 exons. The record is from RefSeq and is a predicted model, not a curated record.
UCAACGGAAUCAUUGUUAGCAGACGUACACUUAAGAGGGUCCUGAAAAGAAAGAGUCUAUAUCGCCGUGGAAAACAUAGUGACAUUGUUGACAUUGCCCUUUUUUUAACGGAGCAACAGCAGGUUUCUGGGAAAUGUUUUGGGUACAAAAUGAUGCAUUUGAAAUGUAUACAGAAUGGACUAGUUGUUACACAGGAGGUUGUGAGGCAGCUCAUGCAGAUCAUCGAUCCCCAAGGUGUGAAACUGCGACGUCGUCAUCGUCUCCUGAGACGAGAAUACUUCAACUAUGGACCAAACUUUCUUUGGCAUAUGGACAGUUAUGACAAACUCAAGCCAUAUGGGAUAUGCAUCAACGGCGCAAUCGACGGUUUCUCUCGAUAUAUUGUUUGGUUAGAAGCUCACAAAACAAGCAGUGAUCCCAGGCUUAUUGCCGGAUACUUUUUGCAAGAAGUGAGAAGGCGGAAAGGUUGUCCAACUCGUAUUAGAGCGGAUAAAGGUACCGAAAAUGGUCAUGUGAGGGACAUGCUGUCAUUCUUACGACGUAACGAUCAAGAUCAAUAUGCAAAUAAUUGUUUCUUGGUUGGAUCGAGCAAUCACAAUCAAAGAAUUGAACAAUGGUGGGGCACUUUACGGAAGAUGAAUUGUCAGCAUUGGAUUGAUACCUUCGAGAUCUUGAAAGGAAUGGACCUCUUUGUUGGAGGCUUUCUCGACAAAUCCUUGAUUCAGUUUUGUUUCAUGGACUUGAUACAGUCUGAAUUAGAUGAGGUUGUGAAACUCUGGAACACACAUAGAAUAAGAUCAUCGAAACACCUCCAGGCUCCAGGUGGGAAACCGGUUGUCAUGUAUUCAUGUGCUGAUCUGUAUGACGCACAUGACUAUCUGCGUGAAGUUUCAGACCAAGAAGUUGACUUGUGUGUGCAACAGAGUCGCCCGAAAGGGCCGUUCUGCUGCGACGAGACCGUGUUCGAAAUCUGCCAGCUAUUAAUGGAAGAACAUGGACGACAAAACCCAACUUGUAUGGAAAACGGAAUCCUGUUGUAUCAGUUUCUUAGGCGGGAAAUACGAAACGAAAUUGACUAA